AUGGCCUGUCCUGUGUGGUCACUGGCCCUGGUCCUGCUCCUGCAGCUUGUAGUGCUGUGGGCAAUCCCUAAUGGAAAGAAAACUGAUCCCCACGUGCACUUUUAUUUCCACAAGGGAAUCGGGGAGUCCUGCGAAGAUCACCAGGAGUGCCGGAGCCAGUGCUGCGUUGCCAACAGCUUGAGUCCACGCACGUUUUGCACACCCCAGACGAUCCUUCUCCGCUGUGUGCCCUGGAGGAAGCCCCUGGGGUACGAGUGCCGGGACCAUCAGGAGUGCCAGAGCUUGUGCUGUGCGUUCGCCGAGAAUGCUCUGCAUACCAUCUGCACGGACAGGACCAUCUUUAUGCAGUGCAUCCCCUGGAGAAAGCCGGACAUGGACUUCUGUAGCAACCAUGACGACUGCGCGAGCAGGUGCUGCACGAGGCUGAUAGAGGAUGGCUACAACCGCUGCAUCCCCAGGAAGGGCCUCAUCGCCCAGUGCCUGUCCCAGAGUCCACGAGUGUCCGGAGCCUCAGCUGCAAGUGGCGACUGUGAGGGCUCAGGCCAGCGGGCAGUGACGACGCGGCUUCACAGGGACCAGGUGCAGGCCGAGCUGAGCUGCGGGCCUUCCCUGCAGAGGUGUCGGGAAGGAAGUGCUUUGUGCUCUGCUGUUAGGCUCUUGACAAGGUCCACAGACACGGCCCAGCCAGUCCUGACCUGCAGCAAGGCCAGGUCCCUUCGAUGGUCCAGGACGCUGCUGGCUCCUCCUGGAACCUGGAGCUUUGCAUAG
Molecule: messenger RNA, 768 nt
Organism: Elephantulus edwardii (Cape elephant shrew)
Lineage: Eukaryota; Metazoa; Chordata; Mammalia; Macroscelidea; Macroscelididae
Gene: LRCOL1
Product: leucine rich colipase-like 1
Exons: 5
Coding region: 1-768 (255 amino acids)
Biological process (GO): lipid catabolic process; digestion
Cellular component (GO): extracellular region
Molecular function (GO): enzyme activator activity
Source: RefSeq, a predicted model, not a curated record